AUGCGAACGGGAGCUUGCGCGGUGCAGCAGGCCCUCACCAGCGAGGCGGCGUCGGUGCUGAAGCACGCGCUGGGCCUGGCGAGGCGGCGCGGCCACGCCCAAGUGACCCCGCUCCAUGUCGCCGCCACACUCCUCAGCUCCGCCCGGGAGGCCGGGAGCCUCUUCCGCCGGGCCUGCCUCCGCUCCCACCCGCGCCACCGCAGCUCCCACCCGCUGCAGUGUCGCGCCCUCGAGCUCUGCUUCAAUGUCGCCCUCAACCGCCUCCCCACCGUGCCGCCGCCUUCCUCGGGGCCCCUCUUCCCCCCCAACCCUGCCUUCUCCAACGCCCUCGUGGCAGCGCUCAAGCGCGCGCAGGCCCACCAGCGCCGCGGUUGCAUCGAGCAGCAGCAGCAGCAGCAGAUGCCCCCGCCGGCGGCGCAGCCAGAGCCGCCGCCUCUGCUCGCCGUCAAGGUUGAGCUGGAGCAACUCAUCAUCUCCAUCCUGGACGACCCCAGCGUGAGCAGGGUGAUGCGGGAGGCCGGCUUUUCCAGCACCAGCGUCAAGAACAGCCUCGAGGAAGACGCCUCCUCUGCACCUCCCUCCCCCGUCUCCCUCGAGCAUCACCGCGACAUCGUCACUUUCGCUAGCGCCUUCUGUCCACCGCCGCCCGCCGAGCCCGCUCCGUUGCUCCCCUCAGCCUCGCAGGAGGAGGACCUGAGGGUCCUACUCGACGUGCUCCUGGGCAAGAAGAACAAGCGGAGGAGGAGCAACGCCGUGGUGGUCGGCGAUUCCGCCUCCUACGGCGAGCUGCUGGUGGCGGAGUUGAUGUCUAUGGUGGAAAAGGGUGAGGUCCCCGAGGAGCUGAGGUCUGCGCAGUGGGUCAAGCUCUCCGGCUCGACCUUCGCGAGCAGGGCCGACGUGGAGAUGAAGGUCUCCCAGCUCAGGACGAAGGUGAGCUCCCUUGUAUCUUGGGGUGGCGGGGGAGGAGGAGGAGUGAUCCUCUACGCCGGCGACCUGAGGUGGGCGAUCGACGAGGAUCCCGCCGUAACCUAUCUGGUCGUAGAAGUGGGGAGGUUGCUCUCCGAGCUGAGGGCCACAGGCGGCGGCAUGGUCUGGCUGGUGGCCGUCGCUGACCUGCAGACCUACAUGAACUGGAAGAAGCGGCAGCCAUCGCUCGAGCUCCAAUGGGGCCUUCAGCCUGUCUCCGUGCCCUCCGGCGGCCUCGCCCUGAGCCUCCAUAUCCCCUGGUGA
Molecule: messenger RNA, 1230 nt
Organism: Spirodela intermedia
Lineage: Eukaryota; Viridiplantae; Streptophyta; Magnoliopsida; Alismatales; Araceae
Source: the annotation of a GenBank genome assembly